CCAGGCCACGUGAUCCAGCGAACAUGGCGGUGCCCAUGCGGCGGCGUGCGGCGUUCUGAGCGUUCCUUUCCUGGCGUCUGUCGCGGCCAUGUCGCGGCUUAUCGUGAAGAAUCUCCCAAAUGGGAUGAAGGAGGAGCGCUUCAGGAAGCUCUUUGCUGCCUUCGGCACGCUUACUGACUGCUGCCUCAAGUACACCAAGGAUGGAAGGUUCCGGAAAUUCGGCUUCAUUGGCUACAAGUCUGAGCUUGAAGCUCAGACAGCCCUGAACCACUUCAACAAAAGCUUCAUAGACACUUCCAGAGUCACAGUGGAGUUGUGCAAGUCUUUUGGCGACCCUACAAAACCCAGAGCCUGGAGCAAGCACUCUCAGAAGGCCCCUGCCCCAGAAAAGCAGACCAAGGAGCCCUUGGCAAGCGCAGGCACAAAGAAAGAUAAAAAGACGAAAGAUCCAGUGGAUACCUUAAAGGAGCUGAAGGAAGAUAAAACAUUCCAGGAGUUCUUGGUGGUUCACCAGAAGAGGUCCCAGGUGGCCACUUGGGCCAAUGACACUUUGGCAGAGGAGCCUAAGAAGGGAAAACCAGCAGCAGCAGCAGAUUACCUGAACUUUGAUUCAGACGAGUCUGAGGAGCUGAGUGAGGCUGGGGAUGAGCCCUCUGAAGAGGAGGAGGCGGUUAAAGGAAAGAAAGAAGGGAAGAAGGCAGCUACCAGCAAAGACCUCUCAGAUAUGGAUUACCUGAAAUCUAAAGUGGUGAAGGAUUCUUCCUCCUCAUCCAGUACAGAGGAAGAAACAGAGACUGAGGAGGAGGAGGAACGUGAGACUGAGGAUUCAGGCAUUGCAGAAACCCACCCAGAGAAAAGGGGGAAGCCAAAAGCCCAACAAACAGAGCAAAAAACACCAGUGGGGAAGAAGAAAAAAGGAUCCACACUAGAGAGCCAGGCCAGCUCAGGGGAAGCCAGCACUCCAUUCACAGUGAAACUUCGUGGGGCCCCCUCCAACAUCACUGAGCAAAAAAUUCGGGAAUUUUUCUUCCCUCUGAAGCCAGUGGCAAUCCGGAUGGGAAAAAAGGCCCAGGGGAAGAAUUCAGGUUACAUCUUUGUUGACUUGAAGAGUGAAGCAGAAAUGCAAAGGGCCUUGAAGCGGAAAAAAGAAUUCCUGGGUGGACGCUGUGUGGAGGUUUCCCGGUGCAGGAACACCCCAAAAGAAACGGUUCCAGCAAAACCUGAGCACCAGCCCUGGCAAAGGACACUGAGGGAGGAUGAGGAGGAAGAGGACUUGUCUGAAUCAGGGAGACUCUUUGUCAGGAAUCUGCCUUUCACCAGCACUGAGGAGGACUUGGAGAAGAUCUUUUCCAAGUACGGACCCCUCUCAGAGAUCCACUUUCCCAUUGAGAAACUCACCAAGAAACCCAAAGGAUUUGCUUUCAUCACCUACAUGAUCCCCGAGCAUGCUGUGAAGGCCCUGGCAGAGCUAGAUGGGCAGGUGUUCCAGGGUAGAAUGAUGCAUCUUUUACCCUCCACGAUCAAGAAGGAAAAAGUGGAAGAUGGAGAUGCAGAAGAAUCUUCCUCCUACAAAAAGAGCAAAGAGGCAAAGGACAAAGCCAACAGUGCCAGCUCCCACAACUGGAAUGCACUGUUCGUGGGGACGAACGCUGUGGCUGAUGCCAUGGCCCAGAAGUACAACGCUGCCAAAAGCCAAGUGCUGGAUGCUGAGAGCAAAGACAGCGUGGCAGUGAGAGUGGCUCUAGGAGAAACGGAGCUGGUCCAGGAAAUCCGACGGUUCCUCAUGGAAAACGGAGUCAGCCUGGAUUCCUUCAGCCAGGCUGCUGGUGAGAGGAGCAAGACAGUGAUCCUGGUGAAGAACCUGCCGGCCGGCACGAGCUCCCUGGAGCUGCAGGAGCUCUUUGGCCGACACGGCGACCUGGGCCGGGUGCUGCUGCCAGAGGGAGGUAUCACAGCCAUCGUGGAGUUCCUGGAGCCCACAGAGGCCAAGCAAGCCUUCACCAGGCUGGCCUACUCCAAGUUUCAUUCUGUGCCCUUGUAUCUGGAGUGGGCUCCAAUGGGGGUUUUCCUCAGCCCAGCCCCUCAGAAAAAAAAAGCUGGGGUUCCAGGAAAGGAGGAUGAAGCAGGGCUGGCACCAGGUGAAGCUGUAAAAGACUCAGAGGAAGCAGCAGCACUGGAAGAAGAGGAGGAGGAAGAAGAAGAAGAAGAAAAUAUCCCUGGUUGUACCUUGUUCAUCAAAAACCUGAACUUUGCCACCACAGAAGACACACUGCAGGAGAUGUUUUCCAAAGUGGGAGCCCUGAAGAGCUGCACAAUAUCCAAGAAGAAAGACAAAGCAGGCACUUUGCUUUCCAUGGGCUUUGGAUUUGUGGAGUACAAGAAGCCAGAGAGCGCCCAGAAAGCCCUGCGCCAGCUCCAGGGCUGCACUGUGGAUGGCCACAAGCUGGAAGUGAAGCUGUCAGAGAGAGCUGUCAGGCCUGCUGUGAAAUCAGCCCGGAAGAAACAGACUGCCAAGAAGCAGAAAACUUCCAAGAUCCUGGUCAGAAACAUCCCCUUCCAGGCCACUGUCAGGGAAAUCAGGGAGCUCUUCAGCACCUUUGGAGAGCUCAAGACUGUCCGGCUGCCCAAGAAAAUGGCAGGAACGGGAUCCCACCGGGGCUUUGGCUUUGUGGAUUUCGUCACCAAGCAGGAUGCCAAGAAAGCCUUCCAGGCCCUGUGCCACAGCACUCACCUGUACGGCCGCAGGCUAGUGCUGGAGUGGGCAGACACGGAAGAGACCCUGGAGGCCCUGCGCCGCAAAACCGCCCAGCACUUCCACGACUCCCCGAAGAAGAAAAAACGAUCGGAGCUUUUGAAUGAAAUCAUGGAGCACCUGGAAGAGGAGGACAAUAACAAGGAUGAGGACAUCUAACAGCUGCCUGGGGUCUGGUGAGGUCUCAGGCUGAUGGACGGAGCAGGAGAAGCCUCCACGAGGAGCCCACUUGUUGCCAGUAGAGUCCACUCAUCCUGUGAACCCAAGGGCUGAUUUAUGCCGUGUGUCCAGGUCCUGGAAUUCCCAACCUUUGAAGCAGACUUGAAUUUCGGAGAGGAAGGAAAGCCCUUGUUUGCUGGCAGCUCCUGAGCAUCGCUUCGUAUGUCCAGGCAGGGAGUGAUUCCCUUCAUCUCAGCCCAGCCUGAGGGAAGAGGAGCCUGGAGCAAUGAACUUCCCUGCUGACCUGGGGACUCUGACAGAACCUGCUCUUAAUAUCUGAAUUAAAUAAUUCCUGUACAUUAAAAACCACAUUCUGUACAUUAAAAACCAAAUUUUUAGUUUCCCAUACUGCGCCACGUCUGAGUUUUGUUUGGCUUUGUUUCUUCUCCACAGCCAGGUAGUUUUUUGGGGCUGAUAGGAGCAAUAAUUCCUGUACAUUAAAAACCACAUUCUGUAUAUUAAAAACUAUAUUUUUAGUUUCCCAAACCGAGCCACAUCUGGGUUGUGGUUGGCUUUG
Molecule: messenger RNA, 3488 nt
Organism: Motacilla alba alba
Lineage: Eukaryota; Metazoa; Chordata; Aves; Passeriformes; Motacillidae
Gene: RBM19
Product: RNA binding motif protein 19
Exons: 25
Coding region: 89-2911 (940 amino acids)
Molecular function (GO): RNA binding
Source: RefSeq, a predicted model, not a curated record